CGGGCGGAUGCGGACACGGACACGGACGGGGACACGUGCGUAGCGAUGGCGCGGGAGGGCGCGGGGCUCUUCGCCGCGUUCCGGGUGCUCGGUCGCUUCAGCGGGCACGUCCCGCAUGUCCUGCGCUAUCACGGCCGGCACCGCGAAUUCUACCUGGCCGUCGCCGUCGGGCGCAGCGUCCACACCUACAAUGUGAAGAAGCUUGGUAUUGUUGCUGUGAGUAACACUUUGCCAGAGGACAUCACAUGUUUGGCAGCAGAUCGCAUGCUGAUAUUUGCUUCAUAUGACAAUAUUCUCCAUGCUUUUGCCAGGAACAAAGAGGUGGUUCAUACCUAUGAAGGCCACAAAGCAAGGAUACACCUUCUACAGCCUUUUGGUGAUCAUGUCAUCUCUGUGGAUGUUGAUAACGUUCUUAUUGUUUGGAAUAUACAGUCAGAAGAAGAGUAUCUUCAGAUAGAUUUUGAUAAAGCCACUUUUGCAGUUUCUGCACUUCUGCAUCCCAGCACCUAUCUGAAUAAAAUUCUUCUUGGGAGUGAACAAGGAACCUUGCAGCUAUGGAACAUAAGAUCCAACAAACUCUUGUACUCGUUUCCAGGAUGGGGCUUAGCAGUCACAACUCUUGAACAAGCUCCAGCAGUGGAUGUUGUUGCUGUCGGCCUUGUAUCUGGUCAUAUCAUUGUACAUAAUAUUAAGUUUGAUGAAACUCUGAUGAAAUUUCAACAGGACUGGGGUCCCAUCACAGCAAUAUCUUUUCGUACAGAUGGACACCCAGUAAUGGCAGCUGGUAGCCCAGUUGGACACAUUGCUUUGUGGGAUCUAGAGGAGAAGAAACUGAUGUGUCAGAUGCAAGAUGCCCAUUCCACAGCAAUAGCUGGCAUGACAUUUGUCCCUGGAGAGCCACUUCUUAUUACUAAUGGUGCUGAUAAUGCUCUGCGGGUUUGGAUUUUUGAUGGGCCUGGUGGUACAGGUCGUGUACUGAGAAGCCGAAUGGGACACAGUGCCCCACCAACAAAAAUCAGAUACCACGGGCAAAACGGAGAGCAAAUUCUUAGUGCAGGUCAAGAUGGAACAUUGCAAUCUUUUUCAACUGUGCAUGAAAAAUUCAAUAAAAGUUUAGGACGUGGUUCAAUUAAUAAAAAGAAAUCAAAAAAGAAAGGCCUUAAGCUGGAUACGAUGGCACUUCCUCCAAUUACAGCCUUUGCUUCAGAGGUGGCCCAUCAGAGUGACUGGGAUGGUAUUGUUGCCUGCCAUCAGGGGUAUAUAACCUGUACAACCUGGAACUAUCAGAAAACCUCCAUGGGAGCUCACAAACUGAGGCCAGAAGAAUUUAGCAAACACAAACCUAUUGACAUCUAUGCAACAGCAGUUGACAUUACCUCGUGUGGUAACUUUGCUGUAAUUGGGAUGUCAGCUGGACAGGUAGAUGUGUAUAACAUGCAGUCUGGCAUUCACAGAGGGCAUUAUGGCAAAGAAACAGCACAUGAAGGGGCCAUUAGAGGGGUAGCUGUUGAUGGAUUGAACCAGCUUUUAAUCACAGCUGGUAGUGAAGGAUUAAUUAAAUUUUGGAAAUUCAAAAUGAAAGAUCUCGUUUAUUCCACUGAACUUUCUUCUUCUCCCAGUGGAAUUCUGCUUCACAGAGACAGUGGUAUUCUGGGAAUUGCCCUUGAUGACUUCACUAUUAGUGUUUUGGAUUUAGAAACCAGGAAGAUUGUCAGGACAUUCUCAGGACACCAUGGACGGAUUAAUGACAUGACUUUCAGUCCUGAUGGUCGUUGGCUGAUAACUUCAUCAAUGGACUGUUCCAUUAAGACUUGGGACCUUCCCUCUGGAUGUCUCAUAGAUUGUUUUUUGGUAGACUCUGCAGCUGUGAGCCUUACUAUGUCCCCUACAGGAGAUUUUCUGGCUUCAGCACAUGUGGAUGAUCUUGGAAUUUAUUUGUGGUCAAACCGUUCUUUGUAUUCCCUUGUGUCAUUACGGCCCCUUCCUGCAGAUUAUGAGCCAUCUUUGGUGACACUCCCCAGCACCUGCCCCAUGCAAGAUGUGGAUGUGUCAGGAGAUGAAGAGCCAUGUGAUGAAAUGAUAGAAUAUGUCUCACCUGAGCAAUUGGGAGAGCAGCUGGUGACCCUUUCCUUGUUACCGGAAUCAAGGUGGAAAAAUCUCCUCAAUCUUGAUAUUAUCAAGAAAAAAAAUAAACCAAGAGAGCCACCAAAGGUUCCAAAGUCAGCACCUUUCUUCAUCCCAACACUUCCUGGUCUUAUACCCCGAUACAUUCCACCAGAGGAGGAAAAUGAUACGCAGUCAAAGGUGGUAAACCUUGGAAUACUGGCGCAGAAAUCUGAUUUCUACAUUCAUCUUGAAGAAGCCCUGAGCACCAAUGAAUAUAAAGCUGCACUUGACUUACUGAAAAGCUUGGGACCAUCUAAUAUUGAGGUGGAACUGCGGGGUUUGGCCCCUGAAGGUGGGGGCUCAAUGGAGGUGAUGCUGAGCUUUCUCAGAAUGAUUGGGAUGAUGCUGAACAAGAAGUACAACUUCGAACUCGCUCAGGCAUACCUGGCACUAUUUUUAAAGUUACAUCUUAAGAUUCUCUCAUUGGAGCCAAAACUCUUGGAAGAAUUAUCCAUAUUGUCAAUGCAACUUGAGGAAACUUGGAUUCACUUGCGGGCUCUCUUCAAUCAGAGUCUGUGUGUUUUAACAUACAUGAAAAGUGCUUUGCUGUAAAAUACUUCAGGGUUUUGUCUGCAUAAGAUUUCCCUCAGAGGAAUAGUACAAUUUAUUACCAAAAAUACUGGAUUCCAAAAAUCAUACUGGGUCUUGGAAUUGUAGAAUCAUGAAGGUUGGAAAAGACCUCCAAGACCAUCCAGGUCCAGCAUUCUGCUGGAUUACCACCCUGUUCACUAAGCCAUAUCACUAAGUGCCAGACUACUCAUUUUUUGGAAUACUUCCAGGGAUGGUGAUUCCACCAUCCUGUUCCAGUGCUUCUUCUGGUGCUGUAUUUUAUACAUCUACAUAUGGCACAGUAUUUUAGAACAUGCAUAGCUGCCUAUUUUUGUUCACUUCAGUUGAAGAAAAAAAUUGCUGUGUGCAGCUAAAGUAUUUGUUGUGUUGGUCUGUGCUGCCAGUGGACAGACAUUUGGGUUCAAGGCCCUGAGCAGCCUGGCCUUGUGGAAGCUGCCCCUGCCCAUGGCACGGGGUUGAAAGUAGAUGAUCUCUCAAGUUCCUUCCAGCCCAAGCCAUUCAGUGAUUCUCUGAUUCCAUGGCUACAUAAAACGUAGUUCACCAUGAAGAAAUGAUUUGCGGGGGAAAGAAAUAGAAGUGAGAAUGUAACUUCCGUGCAGGAGGCCAAAAACUAUAUUGUUCUUAAUAAAGUCAUUGUUGAUGCAAAAAUAGAAGAAAAAGUCUGAAUUGUUAACACUUUAUAAGCAAUAGUUUAAAGUAAAUUAGUCUAAAAAUUGUGUUCCUCUGCAAUUAUAGCACCUUUCUUAUGAUGGUUGUAAAAAUCAGUUGUCUUCUCACUUUUGCAGACAUUUAUUUCUGAAGGCAAAGAUUUCCAGCUAUACUAGCAGUGAUUGAACUUCAAAAAAAACCCUAAAAACCCAAGUACCAAACUGAACAAAAAACCCCAGAUUUUUGGGAGGCCCAGUUUCAUUUGAAAAUUAUUUCUUUUCUUGAGGAAAACAGAAAAGAUUACUAGAAAAAAAAGCUUUGUUUUGAGGAAUUUUUAAUUAAAUCAGAUGGGUUUUUUUACAAAUUGAUAUUUAGGUUUCAAACCAUAAUGUUUGGGCAUUGUUUGGGACCCCAUGAGUGAAUUAUCUUGAACUUUGUUGCUUGAGAGUACGUACUUCCAGCAGAAGAAUUUCCUGAACAAGGCCUUUGCUUUUUUGUAUUUCUCAUGCUUAAGCCAUGUACUCCUACCAACAGAGUAACUAAUACAAAUAUCUGCCAUUUUAAUGAGUAAACUCAAAAGGAGGUUCAUUGCAUUUGAUAGAAGACUGAAGCAAUAGUGUGGAUCAGCUGUACUGCAUAGCUGGGGUUUUUUUUGGGUUUUUUUGGUUUUGUUUUUUUGGCGUUUUUUUUGGGUUUUUUUUUGUUUGUUUUUUUUUUUAAUACCAUCACAUUAAACCCCUUUUGGUCAUGUGUACUGGAACAAAUUAUCUGCAAACAUAGAAUCAUACAAAAAUAGAAAGGCUUGGGUUGCAAGGGACCUUAAAGAUCAUCAAAUUCCAACCCCCUGCCAUGGGCAGGAACACCUUUCACUAGGCCAAGUUGCUCAGAGCCCCUUCCAGCCUGAGUGGACACUUCCAGGGAUGGGGCAACUACAGCUUCUCUUGGUCAUGGUGUCUCACCAUUGUCACGGGGAAAAAUUUCCUGUUCAUGUCCAAUUUGAACCUACUGUCCUUGAGUCUAAAGCCAUCAUGUACACACGAGUUUUCUAUGAAGUUUGCUACUGAGAUUUAAGAAAAUCCUUUGUACCACAGAAUUAUUAGUUUCUGGUGAUUUGGUUCUUGGCAACCCAUUGCUCCCAAUUUUAUUGGAUUGAUCUGAAGUUGUCCAAAAUACCUUAAAUGUCAGUGUAAUAUAUAAUGAACCUCUCAGCUUGCAGGUGUUACUGUAACUCCUUUAGAAGAUCUUACAGAGUAAUUUUCUGAAUAAAGACACAAUGUUCAAAGGUUGAUAAGGCAGUAUUUGCGGACCUGUCUCUGUGGAAGAAGGAAGAGUGGAUGAAGAACUUUUAUGUUGGAUCAGAGGAAGGGUCUGUCAAGCCCACUGUUCUGUCUCCAGCUGGAGGAAGGAAGAUUUGUAGUAUAUCAGUCUGGAUGUGUAUGAAGUGAUUGUUUCUCAAGCAUAUCAGAGCACCUUUCAGCAGACAGCAAUUAGAUCUCUGUGACCCAGCUGUAGCCUGACAGUUGUGUUUAAUGUUCUGUGACAGACCUUUUGUUCUCUGUGAGUUCAUCUAAUCUCUUUUAGAACCCAUUUAUCCUUCACAACAUCCUGUAGUAAUGGGGCCUACAAUUUAAUUAACGGGAGUAAUGUAUUUCUGUUUAUAUACUCCAGACCUUAUAUACUCCAAUCUUCUAACAUUGUAUGCCUCUCCUUGAAUGUGAGAAAUAUCAGUUGUGCUCUAGUCUUCAUGCUUCACAGACUUAGCCUCAGAGCAGUGUUAAAAGUGUUUCUACUCAUGGAAGACAUACUUUAUUUUGCUGUGUGCACAUGUCUGCUUUUUCACUGACAUCCAAGAACCCUUUCUGGGCACAGAUGUUUAAAUCUGUAUGUACAAGAUUUUUCUACAAAACCUGUAAGGAUUGUAGGGUAGGGGGGCUUUUUUCCCCCUUCCAUUUUCAUGGUCUGCUUGAUGUAGUCAUAAGAAAAAACUCUGCCAAACAGGCUGUAUUCUUAAAACAGAAACAUCAGGAUGAUUUUUGUGGCAAUGUAUGUAUAACACAGUUGGCAUGAUGUUUGCAGUCCUGUAUGACCUCAUUAAAUGUGUUUAAUGCAGCUUCUUAUGCAUAUAUGUGUUUGAAGCCCACCUGGAGCACUUCAAUAACUUCCUUCAGAAUAUAUAGUAUUUAGAUGUGAGUGAUAGCUCACUUUCUUUAUUCGUGUCUUUUUCUCAACAAUUCUACUCAUCACUGCUAUUUCAGGGGUGUUUUACUAUUACUAGAGCUGUAGAGUCUUCCACCAGUAGUUCUGAUUGCUUCAUGUUCUUGGUCUUUUAUUUUGUCCUUUUUACCUCACAUCGAAAUUAUGAACAACUUGCUGUUAAUAAAAAGCUUCUUCAGAAAUAAAAAGUAAUUUCCUCCUGUUAGUGGAUGAAAGUAGAUAUUUCACCUGCUAUUUCCUGCAUUAUUCCUUUGCCUGAGACACAAAAGGACAGUAUUUUGUGAUAUUAGUAAAAAAUUGUUGAUUACAAGUGGUAAUACUCAUGGAAACUGAAUUUGAUAGUUUGGGCUUUGUAGCCCAUGAGAGCUCGCGUUAGCAUGGUGCUUUUGUAAUGGCAUAUGAAAUAGGAUGUGGAGAAGUGCUAGAUGGAUGAAGGGAUAGUCAUGUUAACUCUAGGUUUUCUUCCAAGCACAGCAGUUGCUGGGGAUUUUACCACUCUUACACAAUGCCAAGCCCAUCCUAAGCUAGCUCUGAGUAGCAGCUAGCUGUUAAAGUUCUCUGUGUUACUGUGUGUGACACAGCACUCCUUCCAGCUUCCUCUCAAGCCUGUCCCCACCUCUGUUCCUGUGCUUCCUUUUCACCAUGAUUUUGCCAGCUCUUGGUUCCUGAGUGCAGCUGCUGCUCUUAGCAACUCUGUCACAUAGCAGUCCUGUCAAGUUAGGUUCUCUGUACUUCCACUGUUUUCUUUUGACUGUUAUUUUUUCCAGACAUAUUUGGUAGUCCUGGUUGUUUUAACUGGUAGUUGGACCUUGCUACCUGAAUUUGCUACUGGGUGGAUUCAGAUGCUGCACAGUGAACGUUGCUCUUCUCUAAACCAUAAGAAGCCUUCAAUUUUAGUAGUCCUUGCUUUCCUUUCUCAUUCAAGUAAAAACAGAGAUAUUAUGAGGCAUGCAAACAUGAAGACAGAGUAGAAGGGUAGCAAUGUUUACGUUGACUACAUUGUUCAGAAGCCAACCUAUACCUCUGACUUGAAGCCCUCCAACGUUUUGUACAUUUCAAAUUUAACUCUUACUUCUUCAAGAAAAAUAUAAGGAAGAUCUAUCUGUGCAAGUUGUCAUACUGCAAGUGUAGUCCUAGAGUAAGGACACUGGAAGGUACUCAUUUGCAUUCUGUGAAUUAGAAAAGGCAGGGUGUUUGUUGGCAUAUUUGAACUCUGUUAAUGUGCUCUGUUUUAAACUCCUGUGAAGGAGUUUAGCAUUGUUCAAGGAUCACUAUUAUAUAAGUACUCUACUGUGUUGUCUGAUGUUUCCCUAGUAUCGUAUGUUAAUCUUCUCACCACAUCACCAUUUGUAUCUUAAGAGCUAUUUGUUUUAUGAAAAAUAAUCUUUUAAUAAAAGAAAAUACUGCCUCCCUGA
Haemorhous mexicanus (house finch) is the source of this 7013-nucleotide messenger RNA. RefSeq names its product WD repeat domain 36 (gene WDR36). The transcript has 23 exons. Gene Ontology annotation, cellular component: small-subunit processome; Pwp2p-containing subcomplex of 90S preribosome. Lineage: Eukaryota; Metazoa; Chordata; Aves; Passeriformes; Fringillidae. The record is from RefSeq and is a predicted model, not a curated record. The coding region runs from base 46 to 2718 and encodes 890 amino acids. Gene Ontology annotation, biological process: rRNA processing. Gene Ontology annotation, molecular function: protein binding.